This is a messenger RNA of Teleopsis dalmanni, 1156 nucleotides long. RefSeq lists its product as uncharacterized. The transcript has 4 exons. Lineage: Eukaryota; Metazoa; Arthropoda; Insecta; Diptera; Diopsidae. The record is from RefSeq and is a predicted model, not a curated record. Bases 168 to 1079 code for a protein of 303 amino acids.
UUUUGCUCUCAGUAGCCAAAUUUUAACCUCAAAAACGAACGUCAAAAGCUAUGACUGCGCUAAGGCCGCAGUGUAGAGUUUGUUCGCAUUUGGAAAUGCAGUUCUAAAGCUGUAAAUUUAGCGAAAAAAAAUUAAUUAACGUUUAGAAUGUAAAAUACUAAAAAAGAAUGGAGCUGCAUUCUUAUGCCAAACGGAGGGUGCCACAUAAAAAAUGGACAAUUGAGCACAAGCGGCGACUUGUUGAGGCGCGAAUCAAAUACGAUCCGCUUUUUUACAAUAAGACAUCAACAUCUCCGAUGCCAUGGAGAAGAAUUUUAACACUGGCAAGAUUAGAAGAUUUUAAUGCGAAUUUCGUACGUAUGCAAUGGUCGAGUGUGCUUGCAAAAUAUCGAAUGUACAAGCAAAACCGACUCGAUAACUUGGACUCAAAAGAUCUCUACGAUGAAGUACAAUAUUUAAUCUCACAGGAGUGGGAAUUCUUUCAACCCAUACAUCGUUUUAUGGAAGCAAAAAAUACUAAUUUACACUCAUACGCAUCAACAAGACAACCACCACCACCGCUAAAUGAAGAUCCAAAUGAUAUGACAGACACAGCUAGCGAAGAUGCCUGUACAAAUAUCGCGCAAGAAGUAUAUUUAUGCGGUGCAACUGCAGACGAGAAUGAUAAGAGGUUUGGUUUAACAAACCCUAAUGACAGUAAUAAUAUUGUCUAUAUAAAGCAAGAGUUUGUUGAGGGAGAAGUGGAAGUUGAAACUGCACCACUUCCCUCCACCUCAACGGCAGCAAAACCUGAUACAACAAAAAAGCGUAAGCAAAAUUCGAAUUUAAGUGAGCGUGAAAGGUAUUAUCGUCACAAGCGACAUUUCAAUCGUAGACUGGAACGUCGGUUUGAUGCUUUGUUAAAUGUUUUCGGGCAAAUAGUUAAGGCUGAAUAUCCAAGCUUAGAUGUAACACCACUUGCUGGCAUGGUAUCUACAGGUGCCACAAUGGUAACCAAAUUAUUUAGUAGUUGCAGCAGUAGCAGCGAAAGUGAGGAGGAUGAAGGUAGACAUGUAGCACAAGAAAGUGGACAAAUUUAAAUAAAUUCUCAGAGCUAAACAGUAGCGGCAAAACACCAAAGUUAACACUGUACGCUGCGUCCAUUAUUUAUUUAUAU